AUGGCAGAAACCACCAAGGUCCACGAGAACGAUGUCGAGAUGGCGGGCGAGAUCACCAUAACUGUCUCUGCCCCCAGGGAUUGCAAUGCAGCUGCGGACGGCAGAAAGACUCGAGACCUUCAUACACAAUCUCAAGACUUGGCAGUUCCUUGUGUUGGUGACGUUUUUCGUCCUCCUCAUGGGUACCAUUUUUAUCUUCGCUAUCCUGUUACCGAUUGGAAGUCCGCAAGAUUCUCAUGCUGGGUGAUUCACGGCACCUCUUUCUCUGCAUUAGAUUUUGGUGGGAUGCCACGGCUGAGGCAAAGCUGGAUUGGCUACGGCUCAUCGAUGUUUGUUUCUAGUGAAUCCGCCGACUAA
Molecule: messenger RNA, 357 nt
Organism: Hyaloscypha bicolor E
Lineage: Eukaryota; Fungi; Ascomycota; Leotiomycetes; Helotiales; Hyaloscyphaceae
Exons: 1
Coding region: 1-357 (118 amino acids)
Source: RefSeq, a predicted model, not a curated record